Tetrahymena thermophila SB210 is the source of this 1119-nucleotide messenger RNA. RefSeq lists its product as hypothetical. The record is from RefSeq and is a predicted model, not a curated record. The transcript has a single exon. NCBI's taxonomy places the organism in Eukaryota, Ciliophora, Oligohymenophorea, Hymenostomatida, Tetrahymenidae.
AUGCCCCCAAAACCUGCAACAAACACUAAUAAACCUACUGCAUCUUCUACUGCAGUAAAGCCAACUGGAUCAACAGCUCAAAAAACAGCUGUUACAACUUAGGCAGUAUAAAAGCCAUCGUAGACAGUUACAAGUACUGCAAAUAAAGCAGUUUCUUCUGUUAGCAAUAAACCAGCAAUAAAUUAGGCUAGCAAACCUUCUCAGCAAGCAGUCUAAAAACCUACUGUUGCAUCAAAUACAACUAAGCCAGUUGUAAGUAAUUCAGGAGUUAAAACUAAUUCUACUUUAGCAAAAGCUCCAUUAAAUACAGUAACAAAACCAGGUUUAGCUAAUAACAAAGGAGCACCCUAAUCAUAAAAUCAAAAAGUAGAUCCAGCUGCUGCAAAAAAAAAAGAAGAAGAAGAAAAGAAGUUAUAGGAAGAAAAGCUUAAAGAAUAGUAAAAAGCAGAAGAAGAGGCAAAAAUAAAAAAAGAAGAAGAGGAAAGAAAGCAAAAAGAAGAAGAAGAAAAGAGGAUUGAGGAAGAAAAGAAAAAGAAAGAAGAAGAAGAGAAGAAAAAAAAAGAAGAGGAAGAAAGAGCUGCAUUAGAGCUAGCUGAAAAACAAUAUAAAGAGGCUAAGUUAGCAGAGGAAAAGAGAAUAAAAGAAGAAUAGGAAAAGUUGAAGAAUGGAAAGAUAAAUGUUAAAACAAAUACAGGCGGCUUAACUUCAACUGUACCUUUUACAAUAAAAGAUGGGUGUGUAUCUUAUGACUUAGUAGAUGAUGAAUUAGCUCUAUCAUUUGCUUAUGAAAAAGGCUACUAAUUCUUUUUAACAGUAGAGAAAGAUGGAAAACCUGAUGAAUCUGUCUCAUUUUUUAGUUAAGGAUCAGGAAAAAAUAAAACAUUUAACAAUUUACAAGCAGGAACAACUUACUGGUGUGUUGUUUUGAAAAAUGAUGCAGCUGAAAGUAAAAGAAAGGCCUACAAAGUAGAUGAAAGCUCUUUUGGAGGAUCUAAAAGCAAUGAAAAAAGAGGUGAGGGUUGUAGUUGUUUAUAUGGAAAUCCUUGUGUGGAUUAAUAUGUUUGUCUAGACUGGAAUAACAGAUUCACAAUAGCAAAAUAAAAUUUAGGAAAAAAGUGA